Anguilla rostrata (American eel) is the source of this 3473-nucleotide messenger RNA. Its product is annotated as hepatic lectin-like. The record is from RefSeq and is a predicted model, not a curated record. Bases 277 to 1062 code for a protein of 261 amino acids. The transcript is spliced from 9 exons. NCBI's taxonomy places the organism in Eukaryota, Metazoa, Chordata, Actinopteri, Anguilliformes, Anguillidae. Gene Ontology annotation, molecular function: signaling receptor activity.
UCUGCUUUGUUCACACAUUUCAAUAAAAUGACUGGCAGUCACAUGUCGCUAAGAGACCAGGAGGUGGAAAUAAGGAUUGGCUUAGAGAUACAAAAGAGAGAGAGAGAGAGAGCAGAACUUAGCCUGAGACAACUUGUCACUUGACUGACAGAUGUACAGGCUGGUGAAGAGAGUUGACAAGAUUGACAUGCAUUAGACAUUGUUGAUAGAGGGUUUAAUAUUCAACACGAUCGGGCCGUGUUCUUGGGGCAGUCCACAGUGUCUGUUCUCCCACUAAUGUGUCUCUUCAUUGGCUCUGCUCUCCCCUGUCGCUGUCAAGCUGUCCUGUCUAAAGUGAUGGAUUCCGAUGGAUACGAUCAAUUCACUGGGCCUGAGCAACACAAUAACCAAUUGGGGCAAAAAAUAGUCUUCUACCGAGGCAAGCGGUUGACUUUGACCUACAUACUGUAUGGGAUUGUGUUGCUUCACCUACUGAUAUUGGUGCUUAUUACUGGACUCAAGUUUGCUCAGCUACACCAAGAGGUUUCUGACAUCAAGCUUCUGCUCACGUCAAUGAAUUUGUCAUUGGUGGAACCACUCAGCAAACUCGCCAAGGCAGAGGCUCAAAUCUCAGAGCUAUUCCACAAUCACCGCAAACCCGUGGUUCCACAGCAAGGGCCCUGUGAUGAAGGCUGGUUGUUCUUCCAGGGCAGCUGUUAUCUGCUGUCCUCUGACAGGGAUGACUGGCACGGUGCAGAGGCAAAAUGUGAAGAGCACAGGGCACAUUUGUUGGUCAUCAACAAUGCAGAUGAGCAGGACUUCAUUGGCAAUGUUGUGCAGCAGAGAAUCUACUGGAUUGGACUGGUGGAGAGAGGAGAGGAGGGUCACUGGAGCUGGGUGGAUGGAACUGACUUUUUAACAACUCCACAUUUCUGGAAUGUAGGGCAGCCGGAUGACUGGGAAGUGCCUCUGAAUGGGGAGGACUGUGGCCAGCUCGUGAUGAAUACGCAUGAUGAGCCUCGGUGGAAUGACGGGGACUGCUCCCAGCGCUAUCGCUACGUGUGUGAGCGGAAGGGAAAGUGACACGGCCAUGUGUACAGGUCAUUCUCAAAGCAAGCUCUGUAAAAAUGCCGUAUUUACUUCACGCUCAUCAGUUGAAGGAGUGUGAAUGCUGAACCAGAAACUAACAUUUUGUCAGUCAACCUGCUUACCAGUGUCCCGUUACUUUGUAAAUCUUUGUAAACUUUGUCAAUUCCUAAUAAUGUGCCUUUUAAAUCAAUAUUUUAAUCAGCAGGAUUACCCUAAAAUAGUUUAUUUGAAGGAGACUGCCCACCAGAAUUUGAACAAAUAGAACAAAACAAUGAGUUUUGGAUUGUUGAUUGAAUAGGACUAGGGGUAAAAUCAUUCCACAAUGACACAUUAAAGCACCAAAACUAAUUUAUUUUACAUUAUUGAUUCAAAGAGGCACACUAAAUUCCAGUGCUGUGAUUAGCGGUUCCAUGGGGUGGUGAUGAGUGUACCUUCUGAAAUGUUCCAGGGUUAUUUACAGCGGUCGCUAGGGAGGUGUUCGUGCUCAGGUAUGUAUUCAGCCUCGGCGAAACACAUAGCGGCCUGUCUAUCGCACUCACAGAUGAACAUCUCGCACGCAUUGUUCUUGUCUAAAAGAGAGCAUGGGUACAAUGAAUCAGAGGACGGAGGAAGAACCAACAGAUGCAAGAAGGGAGGGGCAAGGGCAGACGGGAGAAAUUCUUUUAUUUUGAAACAAAAAAAGCAGUCAUUAUAUAUAUAUAUAUCUCAUAAAAAACACGUUUUCAACGUACAAAAAUGCUAAGUUACUCACACAUACAAGACAUACACCGUCUAUAACUCUUUCAUUCAGACUGCCAAAAUCAGGCCUGCCAUUAAAAGUAUUGAUAUCAAAAUGACGCCAAGUUACUGUACUACAAACAAUAUAGGCUUUCUUGCCUCACCGAAAUUAAAUAAGAUGUAUUCCAAAGCAAUGCUACCCAAUAUUUCCUCAAUUCUUUCAAGGCACUUGGCCCUGUGUUUUGUAAUCUUAUCAUUUUACAAUGUCAUGCAACCUUUGUGUCAGAUCAAAGUGUCAAAUAUUUCGAGUUGCCUCAUGGAACACAUUGAAAUUCAUGUAGAAAACUGCUGGUGAGUAACUACAUGAAGCAUAUUUCUCCAGAAAACAUAUGUUUAUACUUGCUUCUGAACUGAAUUUCAGUAAAUGUACGAGUGAUUGUAUAUUUGCUACGUACAAUAAAUACUGCAUGUAAAAUACAUAUUGUGACCCCAUGCUCCCAAGACUGUAACCUUGCCCACUAGGCCAGGACUAGGCAGUCUAACUGUUUAAACUGGAAAUGUUUCAGAGUAAAAAGGUGUGGGUAUUUUGCUUGUGUAUAUGAGUUUUUGAUUGGGUCGUGUAGGUGAAGAUUUGGCUGGUGUCGGUAAAAUGUCCCAUGGGGAGACAUGGUGUUAGUGGGAUAGGUGGCAGGAAAAAGAAGAAUGAGAAGAAGAAGAAGAAGAAGAAGAAGAAUGAGAAGAAGAAGAAGAAGGAGAAAACGCAAAAUCCCCUUAGUUUGGGGCUUUAUUGUGUGGACAUGUGAAGUUGUUCAUGAAUUCUGUCUGUUGAAAUGGGGUCAGAAUGUACAGAAUUUUAUGUUUUUAAGGGCUGAGUGUCUGUGGCUGUUGUGGUUAUUUCUGUGGGGAACCCUGAAAAGUGCCGGUGCUGUAUAGGUAUGGAGCAUGCCAUAGGCACCAAGGCGUAACUUGGCGGGAUGGCAUACCUGCCAUCCCAAUAUCUCUAGUAUUUUUUUCUCUUUUUCUUUCUCUUCUUUAUUACUUUUCAUGUUUGAAAUUAAUUGUGUGUUAUUCUGUAUAAUUUUGGUUGAGUGACUUGUUUCAAUGCGUUGUAUCCUAUUUUUGUUAAUAAAAAAGUGAAUGGCAAAAAAGUCUAUUGUACCAGCACUUGACCAAAGUAUAGAUUCAUUUCAUUUCAAAUUUAGUGGGACAAAGCCACAUAGAAGCCAUCAAAGAUAUGCCUACAUGUAAUGGGCGAAGGAGAAUCACAUGGUUUAAGCUUCUGUACUUCUGUACAGACUAGUAAUUCAACUGAUAUGUAUGUUUAUAAGUGUGAAUAAAUGCUGUAAAAUUAAAUUGGCUAUGUGGAGACAGCAUGCUCUCUCCUUGUCAAUGUGGGUUACCUCACUUUGGUACUCCGGUUUCCUUCCACAUCCAAAGACAUGCUGGUGUUUCUAAUUGGAGAGUCUAAAUUGUCCUUAGGUAUGAGUGUGCAAAUGAAUGGUGUGUGUGCCCUGCAAUGGAUUGGUGACCUGUCCAGGGUGUUUUCCUACCUCUCGCCUAAUGCGUGCUGGGAUAAGCUCUAGCCCCCAGUGACCCUGACCAGAAGUAAACAGUAAGAUAAUGGAUGGAUGUUAAUUAAAUUGUUCAUAUGUACAACCUCUGGAAACAUUACAUUGUUGUGCAAGAUG